Molecule: messenger RNA, 1990 nt
Organism: Perognathus longimembris pacificus (Pacific pocket mouse)
Lineage: Eukaryota; Metazoa; Chordata; Mammalia; Rodentia; Heteromyidae
Product: telomerase reverse transcriptase-like
Exons: 14
Coding region: 70-1827 (585 amino acids)
Biological process (GO): telomere maintenance via telomerase
Cellular component (GO): telomerase catalytic core complex
Molecular function (GO): telomerase RNA binding; telomeric repeat DNA binding
Source: RefSeq, a predicted model, not a curated record
GAUGGCUGCGUCCCAGCUGCAGAGCACCGUCGGAGGGAGGGGAUUUUGGCCAAGUUCCUGUUCUGGCUGAUGGACACCUAUGUGGUUGAGCUCCUCAAGUCCUUCUUUUACGUCACUGAGACGACAUUCCAGAAGAACAGGCUCUUCUUCUACCGCAAGAGUGUGUGGUGCCACCUGCAAAGUAUCGGCGUCAGGCAACAGUUGGAGAGAAUGGGGCUGCGGGAGCUGUCAGAAUCCGAGGUCAGAGAGCAUCAGGCAGCCGGGCGCGUCCUGCCGAUAUCGGAACUCCGUUUUAUCCCCAAGCCCCGUGGGCUUCGACCCAUUGUGAACAUGGACUACAUCGUGGGCCCCAGAGCUGUCUACAGAGAGCAGGAGGCCCAGCAUUUCACCAAGCACAUCAAGACCCUGUUCAGCGUGCUCAACUACGAGCGGCUGCGGCGUCCCGAUCUCCUGGGGGCCUCCAUGCUGGGCAUGGACGACAUCUUCACUGCCUGGCAGGCCUGGGUGCUGCGCGUGCGUGCCCAGAGCCCGGCGCCCACGCUGUACUUUGUGAAGGCAGAUGUGACCGGGGCCUACGAGUCCAUUCCCCGGGACAGACUUGUGGAGGUGGUAGCCAGGGCCAUCCGGCCCGGAGAGAACACCUACUGCAUCCGUUGCUACGCCAUUGUCCAGAGGGCCUUCGGGGGCCACAUCCACAGGUCCUUCAGGAGACAGGCCUCCACCUUCACGGACCUGCAUCCCUCCAUGCGCCAGCUCCUGGAGCAUCUGCAGGACACAUGUGCCCUGAAGGAAGCCAUCACCGUCGAGCAGAACUGCUUACUGAACGUGGACAGCAGAGGCCUGUUUGACUUUUUCCUGCACUUUGUGUACCACAGUAUCAUGCGGAUUGGCAAGAGGUUCUACAUCCAGAGCCAGGGGCUCCCCCAGGGCUCCAUCCUGUCCCCGCUGCUCUGCAGCCUGUGCUAUGGAGACAUGGAGAACACGCUACUGUCUGAGAUUCAGCAGGAUGGGGUGCUCUUGCGAUUGAUUGAUGACUUUCUGUUUGUGACACCUCACAAGGCCAAGGCGAAAGCUUUCCUCAGGGUCCUGGCCCAAGGCGUCCCUCAGUACGGCUGUGAGAUAAAUGUGCAGAAGACGGUGGUGAACUUCCCUCUGGAGGAUGUGGCCCUGGGCGGGGCCGUGCCGGUCCAGCUGCCCGCUCACUGCCUCUUCCCCUGGUGUGGGCUGCUGCUGGACACCCAGACGCUGGAGGUGUUCUGCGACUACUCCAGCUACGCCCAGACCUCCAUGAGGAGCAGCCUCACCUUCCAUCGCGGCCUCAGGGCGGGGCGGAGCAUGCGUCACAAGCUCCUGGGAGUCUUGCGGCUGAAAUGUCACAGCAUCUUCCUGGACCUGAAGGUGAACAGCCUCCGGACCGUGUGCAUAAAUGUGUACAAGAUCUUCCUGCUGCAGGCCUACAGGUUCCACGCCUGUGUGCUGCAGCUGCCCUUUGACCAGGGCGUGCGGAAGAACCCUUCCUUCUUCCUGAGCGUCAUCUCGGACACGGCAGCCUACUGCUUCUCCAUCCUGACGGCCAAGAACACAGAGCUGUCACUAGGAUCCAAGGGGGCCCUAGGCCCUUUUCCGUCUGAGGCUGCACAGUGGCUCUGCUUCCGGGCCUUCCUGUGCAAGCUGGCCUGCCACCGUGCCACCUACAAGUGUCUCCUGGCACCACUCAGGACAGCCCAGACACAGCUGUGCCGGAAGCUCCCCAAGGCCACACUGGCCAUGCUGGAGGCUGCCGCCGACCCGGCCCUGACCACCGACUUUAAGACCAUCUUGGACUGACACGGGCCUCACCGUCAGGACUAGCUCAGCACCAGCUCUGGCCGCACCGAGGCUGGCCUAUCCCAGGAGCCUCGUGGUCUCCCCGAGACCUGCACUGUGGUGGCAGUGUGUGGUCUGUCCCGGUGCCUCACCUCCCAGGGUGGGCUCCGUGUCCUCCCUCGUG